AUGCCGGUCUUCACAAUCGUCCAUCGAGUCCUUCCACCACUACUCUGGAAACGACGAAGUCUAAAAGGCAAAUCCCGUGAAAUCAUCAACGAAAAGAAUCCCUCUUCCAUCACUCCACAUCAUGAAACAAUCAAUGAAACAAUCAUGCACCGUGACGUCCACACCCACGUGCACAUAGCGGUGAACACCAAAACCCUGGAAAAUACAGCGGAUUCAACAUCCGAGAGCCGACGCUAUUCCUCUCGGCCUACACAGGCCCAGCUCGCUCGCGCUGUGAGUUGGGCCAGUAUCCGCAGUCGGGAUCGAUGGACAGAAGAGCAAGAGAAGGAACUUCUGCGCGCGCAGAGACAGUUAGGUAGAUGUCAGAAAGCGUGGAGUUCCGAGCAGGAGGUUUGGUUAUCCUAUGUCCAGGCACUUAGCGAGGAAAAAGAAGCCCAUGCAGGAUUCUUGUCUAUGCGACAUAGACAAGAAACGGAGGAACAGCACCAGUUCCGUAAGGCGUGGAAACGACGACGAUCUUCGUCUGAUGAGGAGUCUGCAGGCGAGACAGUCAACCGAAUAGGAAAAUUGCGUCGGCUGCAGCGGUCUGUAUCUUCAUCCGGACGGUUGGGCAUGGGAUCGGCGGUUUUGGCAGUGGAGGCGUAG
Messenger RNA from Penicillium griseofulvum, 645 nucleotides. RefSeq lists its product as uncharacterized. The transcript is spliced from 2 exons. The record is from RefSeq and is a predicted model, not a curated record. NCBI's taxonomy places the organism in Eukaryota, Fungi, Ascomycota, Eurotiomycetes, Eurotiales, Aspergillaceae. The coding region runs from base 1 to 645 and encodes 214 amino acids.